This is a messenger RNA of Morus notabilis, 987 nucleotides long. Its product is annotated as clavaminate synthase-like protein At3g21360. The record is from RefSeq and is a predicted model, not a curated record. The transcript has 3 exons. Gene Ontology annotation, molecular function: oxidoreductase activity. Lineage: Eukaryota; Viridiplantae; Streptophyta; Magnoliopsida; Rosales; Moraceae. Bases 1 to 987 code for a protein of 328 amino acids.
AUGGAAUACAGUUGUACGGACUUCAAGGUGGGAAAAUGUGAAGGCGAAAAGGUGGUUGAUGGUGAAACCAUGCCAUUAGUCCUGCAACCUCCGGAGUCUAAGAAAGGUGACUUUGAGUCACUUCUGUCAGCACUGAAGAGGAACAAAGAGUGGUUUGAAGAGAUGAUCAUCAAGAGCAGCGCUGUUCUUCUUCGCGGUUACGACGUGAGAAAUGCCGAGGAUUUCAACGAGAUCAUCGAGGUGUUCGGUUGGGAUGAUAUUCGUUAUGUCGGGCCAGCUCCAAGAACUCAUGUCCACAAGAGAGUUUGGACUGCCAAUGAGGGACCCCUCUCGGAGUUCAUAUACUACCACCAUGAGAUGGUUUUGAUUAAGGAAUUUCCCAAGAAGUUGGUUCUAUUUUGUGAGACGCCACCACCAGAAGGAGGACAAACACCUUUUGUUCCAAGCUUCCGGAUAACGGAACGGAUGCUGGAGGAGUUCCCAGAAGCUGUAGAAGAAAUAGAGUCAAAAGGGCUAAAAUACACGUUCACCGCGCUAAACAACAAGGACACAUCCUUCUCCUCUUCCUCCUUUAGCUCCAUGAGAGGUAGAAGUUGGGAGGAUGCUUUUGGGACAUCAGAUCAAGCUGAAGCUGAGCGAAGGGCUAAGGCUCUAGGCAUGGACGUGGAGUGGCUACCGAAUGACAGAAUGAAGACAAUAUUGGGUCCAAGAUGUUUAACAAAGGUGUUUGAUGGAAGGAGAGGAAGGAGAAUGUGGUUUAACACGCUCGUCGGCAUGUAUGGGAAGACGCAUAGCUCAGCUAUGAUGGCAAAUGGGGAAGAGAUUCCAGAAAAUGUGGUCAAGAGAUGUGAAGAGAUCAUUGAAGAGGAAAGCAUCCAGUUUGAUUGGGAGAAAGGGGAUGUUCUUUUCUUAGACAACUUAGCUUUGCUCCAUGGAAGAAGGCCUUCUCUUCCCCCUAGAAGAGUCCUUGUUGUCACAUGCAAGUAG